CCCACACGUGCCGUGCCGCCGUUUAUUCAGUCUAACUGGUUGCAAACCACAUCAGUGUCGCAAGUUGUCUUGAGAAUCAACACUGACAUCUUAUUUCCGUCUGGAUUUUCGUGGUCUGUUGCAUCUCCACAGUGGCCCUCCCUGCAGCAGACAGAACCUAUACAGACCAUUGAUGUUGCUCGCCUAGGAGUUGCCAUGUGAUGGUGAUGGCGCGCCCUCCUCCAGACCCAUUGUACAUCCUGAGGGGUUCAGGGGCUGCAGUCAACACCCUGCACUUCAGCUGUAGUGGACAGGGGCCUCCACUUCUGUACUCAGGGUCAGGUAAAGGUGCGAUCCAUGUGUGGAACCUGACCACCAGGAGAGCAGAAUAUGUUCUAGAAAGCCAUGCUGGCAACUCCGUUAUCUGGCUACAGACCUUCAAUGAAAGCAACACCCUCAUUAGUCAGGGUCGUGACAUGCAGGUAUGCUUGUGGGAUAUGUCUGAAGGCCGCAGUACAGUGACGGACUCUCUCCUCACGGGCAGUGUGGGGUUCUGUCAGUGCUCUCUGCUGGAGACCUGUGCCGGAUCCACUUUACUGGCUCACCCUACAGAACAGAUGGAGGAUGUGAGUGUGGUGGAGAUGAGGAGCUGGACUCCAGUAUGCACUCUGAAGUCAGACUCUAAACUAGGCAUGCUCAUGUGUAUGAAGAUGUGGCAGGCAGAUUCUGGUCCGGUUCUGUGUGCUGGUUAUGAAGAUGGCUCUCUGGUGUUAUGGGAUGUUUCCAAUCGGCGUCCGUUUAGCUGUCUGAAGGCCCAUCCUGAGCCAGUCAUGUGUCUAGACGUUGACUUACACAGGCAGAAAGGCAUUUCAGGGUCUUCAGAGAAGAUUCUCCACUCCUGGACACUUGACAACCAGCAAGUCCUUCAGAUGAACAACUCCAGUCAUCUGACCAAUCCUGGGGUCUCCCAGCUGCGUAUCCGUGCCGAUGGCAAGAUCGUAGCAACAGCAGGCUGGGACAACAACAUCAGAGUGUUCGGUUGGAAGAAACUGAAGCCACUGGCUGUUCUGCAACAUCAUACUGACAUGGUGAAUAGUGUGGCCUUCUCAGACCAUCGGGACCCCCCACAGAGACUUUUGGCCGCAGGGUCUAAAGACCAACGGAUUAGUGUGUGGUCUAUAUAUAGCAAAAGUUGAGUCAGGCUUUGAAAGACAGAGGCCCUCUUUACCUUUUUCUUCAAACUGAUUGUUGCAAAUUACUGACUUUAUUUACAUACUUGAGCAUGUUGCUAAUAUAUAUUUUAAGGAAAGCAUAAAUAAGUGGCUGACCGCCAUUUAAACGCGUCCCUACAGCAUGGUCUCAUUUAGCAAGACUGUCAUUAUUUACAUGUCCUAAGACUACAUUAUAACACCCCGUUACAUGUUUCACCCUAAACGAACAAGGUUGGAUUGCUGAAAUGCUCUCAUCACACACCAAGCAAAAACAGCCAAUGUAAACAUACUCCAUCAUCAUGUUUUGUUGCAGUUUGUCACAAUGGCCGAUUGUUAUUUAAACGUGUUGUAUUGUCAAAGGCACAGCUUAAACCAUUCACUCUGAUCUGUUUGCUUUUCUGCAGGGUGAUGUGCUUCGGUAGGUGUGUAUUUACUCUUUAAGUCGCACCUGAGCGGCAAAGUAAUCCACCGCUGUUUUUCCCCAAAUCUGUCUUAGAGUUUAAGAUUGCCCUCUGGACUGACCUGCAUACAUCACGCAGGGUUAAUCACAAGGGCUCAGGCAGCACCGACAGGCCUGUUUGUUAGAAAGAUUCAUUGAGCAAGUUUCGUUUCAUUCUUCCCUUUAAGUGAAGGAGACUAUUUUUCGUCUGAAGACAAGGCUGACCUUUGUGUUUGGAUGUGGCCACAAGACAAACUGGUUAUUUUUGCAUUUAUUUCCUUUGCUCUGUGAAUGCUGGACAGCUCAGUCACCGGAGUAGUUGCAGAAAUUUAUUUCUGGUUAAGAUUGUAAUGUUUUUCUUUUCUGAUUUUAAAUAUUUAUUUUUUUUUCUUGUUUAUACAAAGAUUUUUAAUCGGCACUUUAGGUAAACAGAUAUCUAGCAUUAUUUAUACUUAUUGAAAAUGAGGUUCUUGAGUGCUCAGACAAUACUGAAAGAAUGCUUUACUAUUACAUUUAAAUAACUUACAGUUUAAGUCAGAAUUUUACAUACACUUAGAUGUAACUCAUUUUUUAACCAAUCCACAGAUUUAAUAUUAGCAAACUAUAGAUUUGGGACAACUAUAGAUUUGGGACAUUUAGGACAUCUACUUUGUGUAUAACACGAGUAAUUUUUCCAACAAUUGUUUACAGACAGAUUGUUUCACUUUUAAUUGACUAUCACAAUUCCAGUGGGUCAGAAGUUUACAUAUACUAAGUUAACUGUGACUUAAGCAGCUUGGAAAAUUCCAGAAAUGAUGUCAAGCCUUUAUACAAUUAGCCAGUUAGAUUCUGAUGGGAGGUGUGCUGAAUUGGAGGUGUACCUGUGGAUGUGUUUUAAGGCCUACCUUCAUACUCAGUGCCUCUUUGCUUGACAUCAUGGGAAAAUCAAAAGAAAUCAGCCUAGACCUCAAAAAAUUGUGGACCUCCAAAAGUCUGGUUUAUCCUUGAGAGCAAUUUCCAAAUGCCUGAAAUUAUAACGUUCAUCUGUUCAAACAAUAGUACACAAGUAUAAACACCAUGGGACCAUGCAGCCAUCAUACCACUCAGGAAGGAGACACAUUCUGUCUCCUAGAGAUGAACGUAGUUUGGUGCGAAAAGUGCAAAUCAAUCCCAGAACAAAUAAUAAUUAAUAAUUAUAUUUAUUUAUCACACAUUAUACGUUUGCACAUAUACAGUGAAAUUCUUUUUUUCACAUAUCCCAGCUAAGCUGGGGUCAGAGCAGCAAAGAACCUUGUGAAGAUGCUGGAGGAAACAGGUAGACAAGUAUCUAUAUCCACAGUAAAACGAGUCCUAUAUCGACAUAACCUGAAAGGCUGCUCAGCAAGGAAGAAGCCAGUGCUCCAAAACCACCAUAAAAAAGCCAGACUACAGUUUGCAGGUGCACAUGGGGACAAAGAUCUUACUUUUUGGAGAAAUUUCCUCUUGUCUGAUGAAAAAUUUUUUGGCCAUAAUGACCAUCGUUAUGUUUGGAGGAAAAAGGGUGGGACUUGCAAGCCGAAGAACACCAUCCCAACAGUGAAGCAUGUGGGUGGCAGCAUCAUGUUGUAGGGGUGUUUUGCUGCAGGAGGGACUGGUGCACUUCACAAAAUAGAUGGCAUCAUGAGGAAGGAAAAUUAUGUGUAUAUAUUGAAGCAACAUCUUAAGACACCAGCCAUGAAGUUAAAGAUUGGUCGCAAAUGGGUCUUCCAAAUGGACAAUGACCCGAAGCAUACCUCCAAUGUUGUGGCAAAAUGGUUUAAAGACAACAAAGUCAAGGUAUUGGAGUGGCCAUCACAAAGUCCUGACCUCAAUCUGAUAGAAAAUUUGUGGGCAGAACUGAAAAAGCGUGUGCGAGCAAGGAGGCCUACAAACCUGAUACGGUUACACCAGUUCUGUCUGGAGGAAUGGGCCAGAAGUCCAGCAGCUUAUUGUGAGAAGCUUGUGUAAGGCUACCCAAAAUGCUUGACCCAAGUUAAACAAUUUAAAGGCAAUGCUACCAAAUACUAACAAAUUGUAUGUAAACUUCUGACCCACUGAGAAUGUGAUGAAAGAAAUAAAAGCUGAAAUAAAUCAUUCUCUCUACUAUUAUUCUGACAUUUCACAUUCUUAAAAUAAAGUAGUGAUCCUAACUGACCUAAGACAGGGAAUGUUUUCUACGAUUAAAUAUCAGGAAUUGUGAAAAACUGAGUUUAAAUGUACUUGGCUAAGGUGUAUGUAAAUUUCUGACUUCAACUGUAAAUUGUUUGUUUUUAUAUUCAGGUAAUAAACACAUUUUUAUUUA
Molecule: messenger RNA, 3928 nt
Organism: Myxocyprinus asiaticus (Chinese sucker)
Lineage: Eukaryota; Metazoa; Chordata; Actinopteri; Cypriniformes; Catostomidae
Product: guanine nucleotide-binding protein subunit beta-like protein 1
Exons: 8
Coding region: 201-1175 (324 amino acids)
Molecular function (GO): protein binding
Source: RefSeq, a predicted model, not a curated record